Messenger RNA from Phlebotomus papatasi, 2400 nucleotides. RefSeq names its product phenoloxidase 2. Bases 186 to 2249 code for a protein of 687 amino acids. The record is from RefSeq and is a predicted model, not a curated record. The transcript is spliced from 4 exons. Lineage: Eukaryota; Metazoa; Arthropoda; Insecta; Diptera; Psychodidae.
ACUGGCGAGCUGCUAACACGUGGAAAGGGAAAAAAUUAGAGAAGCGAGAUAAGACUCAUGUCCCCAUUGUAUAAAAUGUCCAGUAGAAGCUCAAUCAGAGCUCAUAACAAUUGGUGCAUUGUGUAGUGCCAAUCACGAGUGGCCCCGACAGUGAACUGUGAAUUGUGUGCAAAUAAGUAGAAGAUAUGACUGACAAGAGGAAUCUCCUGUUGCUCUAUGACCGGCCCCAGGAGCCGGUAUUCGUAGAGAAGGGAGAACAGAAAACUGUCUUCGAUGUACCAGACAAUUUCCUCCCGGAUCGCUAUCGGGCAAUCGGCAAUGAACUGCAAAAUCGCUUUGGCGAAGCUGCUGAGAAUCGAAUUCCUGUGAAGAAUAUAUCUCUACCCGACUUGAGGAUUCCAAUGUCCCUCGGACGUCAUGAGCAAUUCUCUCUUUUCAUCCCAGCCCAUCGUCAUAUUGCUGGACGCUUAAUCGACAUUUUCAUGGGUAUGCGAAACACCGAUGACUUGCUUAGUGUGGCAGUUUAUGCACGUGAUCGCUUGAACCCCUAUCUCUUCAAUUACGCUCUAUCCGUUGCACUUCUCCAUCGUCCGGACACAAAGGACCUGCCUAUCCCCAAUUUUGUUGAAACGUUUCCGGAUAAAUUUGUGGACAGCAAGGUGUUUGCAUCGGUUCGCGAGGAAGCUGCUAUCGUACCGGUAGGCUCCCGUAGACCCAUAGUUAUUCCCCGUGAUUACACAGCCUCUGACUUGGAAGAGGAGCAUCGUUUAUGGUAUUACCGAGAGGACAUUGGUAUCAAUCUGCAUCAUUGGCAUUGGCACUUGGUAUAUCCAUUCGAGGCUAACAAUCGCUCAAUCGUGGAUAAGGAUAGGCGAGGUGAAUUGUUCUACUACAUGCAUCAACAAUUAAUGGCUCGUUAUAAUUUUGAGCGGUUCUCGAAUCGUUUAAAGCGAGUGGCUAGGUUUAACAAUUUGAGAGAACCCAUUGCUGAAGGAUACUUUCCAAAAAUGGACUCAUUGGUGGCGAGUCGGGCAUGGCCUGGACGUGCUGCUGGAACAAAAUUGAAGGACCUCAAUCGUGACUUGGAUCAAGUCAAAAUGGAUGUGAGUACAUUGGAGCGCUGGGUAGAUCGUUUCUAUGAAACUAUCCAUCAAGGAUUCGCUGUAGAUACGCAGGGUAAUAGAAUUCCUUUGGAUGAUAACCGUGGGAUUGAUGUUUUGGGCAAUAUGAUGGAGUCUAGUAUCCUUUCGCCCAAUCGACAACUCUACGGAGAUCUUCACAAUAUGGGUCACGUCUUCAUAAGCUAUUGCCACGAUCCUGAUCAUCGUCAUUUGGAGUCCUUUGGAGUUAUGGGGGACUCUACAACAGCUAUGCGUGAUCCUGUUUUCUACAGAUGGCACGGGUAUAUCAAUGACAUUUUCCAGGAGCACAAAAUAAGACUUCCGCCUUACACUGUGGCUGAAUUGACCUAUCCCAACAUCAAUAUUACAAAUGUGACCGUUCAAAUGGAUAAUGGUGGAGAUGCCCAAACCCUUCGUACCCGUUUCAUGGAGAGUGAUGUUAAUCUCACUCGAGGAUUGGAUUUCGUUCCACGUGGUGAUGUUUUCGCGAGAUUUACCCAUCUAAAUCAUGAACCAUUUACGUACAUUAUCAAUGUUAAUAAUGGAAAUAACGCCCAAGUACUCUGCACUGCACGCAUUUUCAUGGCACCCAAAUUCGACGAACGUGGCACAGAGAUGAUGUUUAGGGAUCAGCGUCAUUUGAUGAUUGAACUUGAUAGAUUUGUCAUUGCAUGUCGCCCUGGAGCUAAUACCAUUCGCCGUCGUUCAACUGAAUCUAAUGUGACAAUUCCCUUCGAGAGGACUUUCCGUGAUUUGGACGCCAAUCGCCCUAGUGUGGGAACAUCUGCCGAGGCCCAGUUUAAUUUCUGUGGCUGUGGGUGGCCUCAGCAUAUGCUCAUCCCCAAGGGUCUGCCAGAGGGUCUUCGAUGUGAGCUUUUUGUUAUGCUGACCAAUUAUGAGGAGGACCGUAUAGAGCAGGAUCUGGUGGGCACGUGCAAUGAUGCUUUCUCCUUCUGCGGUGUCCGUGACCGUUUGUAUCCGGAUCGUCGUCCUAUGGGUUUCCCCUUCGAUCGACUACCGCGCCAGGGCAGUGAUCGUCUCAACACCUUCCUGACACCAAAUAUGUUUGUGGUUGACGUAAGCAUCUUCAGUGAUGACGCGCUUCCGCAGAGAGGCAAUAGGACUUGAAUUUCCUGGAUUUAUCAUCAAAGAUUCUGCCACAAUACUUUAAUGCGCAAUUGCCGGAAAAUCCCUAUCCAGAAUUUCCUUUUCAUAGCACAUGCACAGCACUAUUAUAGACUUAUUGCACGAAUAAAGCACCAUUCAGGAUAGGAAAGAA